CAUAUGGCUCUGGUUGUGACAUUGUUAUUCUGGCAGAUGACUUUGAAUGUGUGCAAAUUAUUCCUGGUGCUAAACAUGGAAACAUCCAGGUCAGUUGUGUGGAGUGCUCCCAACGACAAGGCAGGAUUGCAGCAUCAUAUGGAAAUGCUGUUUGCAUUUUUGAACCACUUGGUAUAAAUUCUCAUAAAAGAAAUUGUCAACUGAAGUGUCAGUGGCUUAAAACUGGGCAAUUCUUCCUCAGUUCUAUGACUUACAACCUGGCAUGGGAUCCUCAAGGUAACAGGCUGCUGACAGCAACUGACUAUUUGCAAUUGUGGGCCCCUCCAUCUAAUGACAUUCUAGAAGAAGAUGAAGAUGAUGAUCCCAACAAUCAGAUCAAAGAUGAUAAAGUUCUCCCAGUUCUAAAUGACUGGAAAUGUGUCUGGCAGUGCAAGACUGCAACAUCAGUACAUUUGAUGUCAUGGUCUCCUGAUGGUGAAUACUUUGCAACAGCUGGGAAGGAUGACUGCCUCUUAAAGGUUUGGUAUCCUAUGACUGGUUGGAAAUCAUCUCUUCUGCCCCAAGAGAAUGAAGAAAAGAGAAGAUGCUCAGAGGAUGUCCAAUUCUCAUUUGUUUAUUUGGCACAUCCUCGAGCAGUGACGGGGUUUUCGUGGCGGAACAUUAGCAAGUACAUGCCCAGGGGUUUGGUGUGCAAUGUGUUACUCACGUCGUGUCUCGAUGGCAUCUGUCGGCUGUGGGCAGAGACACUGUUACCAGAAGAUACUCUUCUGGGGGAGCAGAUCUGUGAAACGAGCACUUCCAGCAUUAGCAGCACCGUCUCUCAGUCUGGAAAGCAAAAGGACAAAAUACAACAAGCACUAGAGACAAUUCACCAGUUGAAAAAUAUGAGAAAAGGACAAAGGAGAUCUUCAGUUCUUGUUACCCACACGGAUGUGCUGCCAGAUCAGCAGGGGACUCACGAAGUUCAGCGUCACAUUUCACACCAUGCAAAUGCACUGGGUCACUUCCACAUAGCAGCAAGCAUCAACCCUAACACAGAUAUUCCAUCAGUCUUGGCUGGAACAGCUUUUAAUAUAGAUGAAGGAAAUGGCUUCGUUGUCCACUGGUUGAAUAAUAAAGAAUUUAGUUUCACAUCCUCCAUUGAAGUAUUUAUGCAGCAUUUAAGAAAAAUUUCUGAACAACAACUAGAACAAGAUUUUGAUGUUGAAGUUGAAGAGGAAGAAGAAGUGGAAGAAAAAGAAAGAGGUUUACAUAUGAAAUUAGACCAUGACUUGUCUAUAGACAGAGAAUCAGAGACAGGAACUGGUACAGGCUCCUCAGAACAUGAAGAUGGAGAAAGAGAGGGAAGCCCCAAAACCUCCCUGCUGGCAGGGCCACGAAUGCCUCUUCCAACGGUUUUGUUAGAUCGGAAAAUUGAUUUGCUCCUGACGGAAUGGAACAGGAAUCCAGACAUGCUUUUUACUAUCCAUCCUGUUGAUGGGACCUUUCUGGUGUGGCAUGUGAAAUAUUUAGAUGAAUACAAUCCAGGCAUCUUCCGACAAGUUCAGGUUUCAUUUUCUUCUAGGAUUCCUGUUGCAUUUCCCUCAGGAGAUGCUAGUUCCCUUAGCAAAAAUAUUAUGAUGUAUGCUUGCCCUAUCUUUGUAAAAGAUGCCAGUAGUGCUGCACAACAGAAGACAAUGGACUUUCCAGAUAAUACUCUAGCAAGUAAAAGCUUUUCCCGGGACAGUGCAAAUGUGAAUAUAAUUUCUCCCAUAGUAAUGAUGAUUUCCAAACAUAUAGAUGGCUCUCUAAAUCAGUGGGCAGUUACUUUUGCUGAUAAAUCAGCCUUCACUACUGUACUCACUGUAUCCCAUAAAUUUAGGUACUGUGGACACCGCUUCCAUCUCAAUGAUCUUGCUUGCCAUUCUGUGUUACCUUUGCUGCUCACAUCUUCUCACCAUAAUGCUCUGUUAACUCCUGAGUCAGACAGUUCCUGGGACUCUGACAGGAUAACCAGAAUGAUGGAUCCCAUCAAACAUAAGAAAGGUUCUUCUAAGCAGCAACUUAAAAACGCAGCAACCCGUACAUUCCAUGACCCAAAUGCCAUCUACAGUGAGCUGAUUCUGUGGCGUGUGGACCCCAUAGGGCCUUUAUCCUACACUGGAGGAGUGUCUGAAUUGGCUCGAAUUAACUCUCUCCACACCUCUGCUUUCUCUAAUGUAGCCUGGCUUCCAACACUCAUUCCCAGCUAUUGCCUUGGUACAUAUUGCAACUCUGCCAGUGCUUGCUUUGUUGCAUCAGAUGGCAAAAACCUCAGGCUCUAUCAAGCUGUUGUAGAUGCACGAAAACUUCUGGAUGAAUUAUCUGACCCUGAAUCAUCUAAACUUAUUGGGGAGGUGUUUAAUAUUGUGAGCCAACAAUCAACUGCUCGUCCAGGAUGUAUUAUUGAACUCGAUGCAAUAACUAACAAAUGUGGCUCAAACACACAAUUGCUUCAUGUCUUCCAAGAAGACUUCAUUUUGGGAUACAAGCCACAUAAGGAAGAUGUGGAAGGGAAGGAAACUGAGAUAUUUUUCCAGCCAUCACAAGGGUAUCGUCCACCACCUUUCUCAGAGAAGUUUUACCUUGUAGUAAUUGAAAAAGAUAGUAAUGGCUGUUCUGUUCUUCAGAUGUGGCAUCUUCAUCUCAAGUCUGUGCAAGCUUGUUUAGCAAAACCAACCGAAACAUCUUCAUCAGAUAAUAAGCUUAGUGUACCUGAGCAAAAGACUGUGGAUUCUUCUCCAGAUGUAUCACCUGGCAUAAGUCCCAUUCCACGAUCUUCAUCCAUUGCUAAUCUUCAGACUGCUAGUAAACUCAUCCUGAGCUCCAGACUCGUGUACAGCCAACCUCUGGAUCUUCCUGUUGGUGUAGAAGUAGUGAGAGCAACUCCUUCAGCAGGUCACUUGAGUUCUUCAUCAAUAUACCCAGUCUGCCUUGCACCUUAUUUGAUAGUAACGUCGUGUUCAGACAACAAAGUGCGGUUCUGGAGAUGCACUGUAGAGACAGACCUGAACAGCAACAAUGAAGAAAAGGAAACAUAUCACUGGAGAAAAUGGCCUUUGAUGAAUGAUGAAGGAGAAGACAACAGCAGCACAGUGAGCUUAGUAGGAAGGCCGGUUGCUGUGAGCUGUUCUUACACGGGACGUCUCGCAGUAGCCUACAAACAGCCCAUACAGCAUAAUGGCUUUGUUUCCAAAGAAUUUUCCAUGCAUGUUUGUAUACUUGAAUGUGAGUCUACAGGAGGAUCAGAAUGGGUAUUGGAACAGACAAUUCAUCUGGAUGAUUUAGUUAAGGUUGGAAGUGUACUUGAUUCAAGGAUCAGUGUAGAUAGUAAUUUAUUUGUUUACAGUAAAUCAGAUGCAUUUUUGAAUAAAGACAGAUACCUGGUGCCCAGUAUCAAGCAUUUGGUGCAUUUGGACUGGGUUUCAAAAGAAGAUGGUUCACAUAUACUGACAGUUGGAGUUGGUGCCAACAUCUUCAUGUAUGGAAGACUUUCAGGAAUUGUAACAGAUCAAACGAGCAGCAAAGAGGGAGUAGCUGUUAUUACCUUGCCACUAGGUGGGAGCAUAAAACAAGGUGUAAAGUCAAAGUGGGUGUUGCUUAGGUCCAUUGAUUUGGUAUCAUCUGUGGAUGGCACUCCUUCACUGCCUGUUUCCUUGUCCUGGGUGAGAGAUGGCAUCCUGGUAGUGGGGAUGGACUGUGAAAUGCACGUUUAUGCCCAGUGGAAACACGCUGUCAAGUUUGGUGAUGGAGAAAGUGAUGUUUUUACUGCUGAAGACUCAACAACACAAGAUCCACUUAAAACAAGCUUGAUAAUGAAGAAGACCAGUGUAAUUGAUGGGGCAGGUGUUGUGGAUGAUGUUUUUGGCACUCCAACAGUAAUUCAGGAUGGAGGCCUCUUUGAAGCUGCUCAUGUUCUUUCACCUACUCUACCCCAGUAUCAUCCAACCCAGUUAUUAGAACUUAUGGAUCUGGGUAAAGUUCGCCGAGCCAAAGCCAUUCUAUCCCACUUAGUUAAAUGUAUUGCGGGAGAAGUUGCAAUAGUUAAAGACACAGAAGCUGGAGAAGGGACUGGUACUAAACGCCACCUGUCUCGCACCAUCAGCGUCAGUGGCAGUACUGCAAAGGACACCAUCACUGCUGGCAAAGAUGGCACUCGAGACUACACCGAGAUAGACUCGAUCCCCCCACUGCCACUGUAUGCACUGCUGGCUGCAGAUCAGGAUGCCACCUAUGUGUCUGAAGAAACUUCUAAAAUACCUCAGGGCUCUGAAGACCAGGCUAAGAGAAAAACAGAGGAUCAGUACUCAGAUCUGUUCCAGAUUCAACCUGUUACAACCGAAGACUUUAUAGAUUUUGAGCCUGAGAAGAGGGAGAGUAAAUCCAAAGUUAUUAAUCUGUCACAGUACGGUCCAACUUACUUUGGCCGAGAACACGCGAGUGUCCUUUCAAGCCACCUGAUGCACUCCAGUCUGCCAGGCCUCACUCGACUGGAGCAGAUGUUCCUUGUAGCUUUGGCAGACACUGUGGCCACAACGAGCACUGAACUAGAUGAGAACAGAGAUAAAAAUUACUCAGGAAGAGAUACCUUAGAUGAAUGUGGCUUACGAUACUUGUUGGCGAUGCGCUUGCACACUUGCCUUCUGACAUCGCUGCCACCGCUGUACCGAGUUCAACUGCUUCACCAAGGCCUGUCUACUUGCCAUUUUGCAUGGGCUUUUCACUCUGAGGCCGAGGAGGAGUUGAUCAAUAUGAUUCCUGCUAUCCAGAAGGGAGACCCACAGUGGUCUGAAUUAAGAGCUAUGGGUAUUGGUUGGUGGGUCAGGAAUAUCAACACGCUCCGAAGGUGCAUUGAGAAGGUUGCAAAAGCUUCAUUCCAGAGGAACAAUGACGCCUUAGAUGCUGCACUUUUUUACCUUGCUAUGAAGAAAAAGGCAGUGGUGUGGGGUCUGUUCAGGUCCCAGCAUGAUGAAAAGAUGACUGCCUUUUUCAGCCACAACUUCAAUGAAGAUCGAUGGCGUAAAGCUGCUUUAAAAAAUGCUUUUGCUUUGUUGGGAAAACAACGUUUUGAGCAGUCAGCUGCAUUUUUCUUGCUGGCAGGUUCACUAAAAGAUGCUAUAGAGGUGUGCCUUGAGAAAAUGGAAGACAUCCAGCUGGCUAUGGUCAUUGCUCGUCUGUAUGAAUCAGAGUUUGAAACCUCUGUCACAUACACCUCCAUCCUUUAUGAAAAGAUUUUGGGUUGCCAGAAGGAUGGAACCGGGUUUAGUUGUACUAAACUGCAUCCUGAUCCGUUUCUGAGAAGCAUUGCAUACUGGAUAAUGAAAGAUUACACACGAGCACUGGAUACAUUAUUGGAACAAACACCUAAAGAUGAUGAUGAAAACCCAGUUAUCGUCAAAUCAUGCAACCCUAUGGUAUUCAGUUUUUACAAUUAUCUUCGGACCCACCCUUUGCUCAUCAGAAGAUAUUUCAGCUCCCCAGAAGGAACCUUGGCCACCUUAGGUCUAACAACUGAGAAAAGCUUUGUGGAUAAAAUUAAUCUUAUAGAAAGAAAAUUAUUCUUCACUACUGCAAAUGCUCAUUUCAAAGUGGGCUGCCCUGUGCUAGCUCUUGAAGUUCUUUCCAAAAUUCCAAAAGUAAGAAAAAAGUCUACUGUAGAUGCAGAAAAAGAUUCAUCCAGUCCUCCUAUACAGGAUGGUGUUUCAGAUUCCAAAGCCCUACAGGAUGGUGCUGGAAUUGGUGAUAUAGACUGGUCAAAGCCCAUUUCAACUUCCUUUGCUUUGGAUAAUACUGCUGAAUCUUCAGCACAAUUUGACUGGAGUCAACCAGCAGUAAAAUUUGAUGAUGAGCCCCUUACUCUUGAUUGGGGUGAAGACAAAAAUGGGUCAGAUGAAGAGGACAAGGAUGUUGGUUUAAUGAUGAAAAAAUCCGAUUCUAAGAGUGGAGAAGAUGAGAGAACCCCAGACACAAGCAUGGCACAAACACCACGUGGGGAGGUUUCUGAUGCAGGAGACACUGAGGUUGAUGUUAUUGCUGAACAAUUGAAGUUCAGAGCCUGUUUGAAGAUCCUUAUGACUGAGCUGAGGACUUUGGCUACAGGUUAUGAAGUGGACGGAGGAAAGCUCAGGUUUCAGCUGUACAACUGGCUUGAAAAAGAGAUUGCUGCUAUGCAUGAAAUAUGCAACCAUGAUGCAGGGGACAAAGACUAUUGUAAAACCUAUACCAAAGUAAAUGGGGAUCUACUUGACCACGAAGAUAUUAUGGAUAAGCCAGAUAUUGGUUCCUAUGAACGGCACCAGAUAGAGAGACGGAGGUUACAGGCAAAGCGAGAACAUGCUGAAAGAAGGAAGUGGUGGCUGCAGAAGAACCAAGCUCUGCUGAGAGUUUUUCUAAGUUACUGUAGUCUUCAUGGGGCACAAGGUGGAGGCUUAGCAUCUGUAAGAAUGGAGCUGAAGUUCUUGCUGCAAGAGUCACAGCAGGAAACUACUGUGAAACAACUUCAGUCUCCACUUCCACUCCCCACAACACUGCCCCUGCUUUCUGCAAGCAUAGCAUCCACAAAAACUGUGAUAGCUAAUCCUGUGCUGUAUUUAAACAACCACAUUCAUGAUAUUCUUUACACUAUCGUGCAGAUGAAAUCACCACCACAUCCUAAUGUUGAAGAUGUCAAGGUGUACACACUUCAUUCUUUAGCAGCUUCACUUUCUGCAUCCAUUUAUCAAGCACUAUGUGACAGCCACAGCUACAGCAGUCAAGCAGAAGCCAAUCAGUUUACUGGGAUGGUUUACCAAGGACUGCUUUUGAGUGAUCGACGCAGGCUGAGGACAGAAAGUAUCGAAGAGCAUGCAACUCCAAACUCAUCUCCUGCUCAGUGGCCUGGCGUGAGUUCGCUUAUCAAUCUGUUAAGUUCAGCUCAGGAUGAAGAUCAACCAAAGCUCAACAUCCUCCUUUGUGAAGCUGUGGUAGCUGUCUACCUGAGCCUCCUCAUCCACGCCCUUGCAACCAAUUCCUGCAACGAGUUGUUCCGACUGGCCGCCCACCCUUUGAACAGUCGCAUGUGGGCGGCUGUUUUUGGGGGGGGAGUGAAGCUUCUUGUCAAACCUCGAAGGCAGUCAGAAAAUAUUCCAGCACCUCCUCUUCCAUCCGAAGAAAUGGAUAAACAUCGCCGCCGGUUUAAUAUGAGAAUGCUGGUGCCAGGAAGACCAGUGAAAGAUAGCAAUGUACCACCUCCUGUACCUGCAGAAAGACCCUCUUACAAAGAAAAGUUUAUUCCUCCAGAACUCAGCAUGUGGGACUAUUUUAUGGCAAAGCCAUUUCUUCCUUUAUCAGACAGUGGUGUUAUAUAUGAUUCUGAUGAAAGCAUUCACAGUGAUGAGGAGGAGGAUGACGCUUUCCUCUCUGAUGUACAGAUCCAGGAACACACAGAUGCCAAUUCCUACAGCUGGGCUCUUUUACAUCUGACAAUGGUAAAAUUAGUUCUGCACAACAUUAAGAAUUUCUUUCCCAUUGCUGGUCUGGAAUUCACUGAUCUGCCUGUAACAUCACCAUUGGGCAUUGCUGUAAUCAAAAAUUUGGAACACUGGGAACAGAUUCUUCAAGACAGAAUGGACCAAUUUGAAGGCCCACCACCAAACUACAUCAAUACUUACCCCAGUGACCUUGGUGUGGGUGCAGGACCAGCUAUUCUUCGCAACAAAGCAAUGAUUGAACCUGAAAACACACCGUUCAAAUCAAAGGAUUACUCAGCUCUUCCAGCAAAAAGGCUCUGGCAUUUUCUUGUGAAGCAAGAACUUCUUCAGGAGACUUUCAUAAGAUAUAUAUUCACAAAGAAAAGAAAGCAGAGUGAGGUUGAAGCAGAUCUUGGCUACCCUGGAGGAAAAGCAAAAAUCAUUCACAAAGAAUCAGAUAUGAUAAUGGCAUUUGCAGUUAACAAGGCAAACAGCAAUGAAAUUGUUUUGGCAUCUACACAUGAUGUUCAGGAACUUGAUAUUUCAGCUCUACUGGCUGCUCAGUCAUUUAUAUGGAUUGGGGAAGAAUAUGACAGAGAAUCUAAAAGUUCUGAUGACAUUGACUUCCGUGGUUCCACCACAACACUCACUCAGUCAACUGCCCCAUCGUUUGGAGUGAGUCAGAUACAACCAUCUCCAUCUAUGCCAUGGUUGGGCACUGGUCAAACCAGCACUGGAGCUGGUGUGCUUAUUAAAAGAAAUCUGAAUAACGUCAAGAGAAUGGCUUCACAUCCAGUCCACCAGUAUUACCUUACAGGAGCACAGGAUGGCAGUGUCCGAAUGUUCGAAUGGACAAGACCACAGCAGCUGGUUUGCUUCCGACAGGCUGGGAAUGCCAGGGUUACCAGGAUGUAUUUCAAUUCCCAGGGCAAUAAGUGUGGUGUUGCUGAUGGUGAAGGUUUUCUAAGUAUUUGGCAAGUAAACCAAACCACCUCAAAUCCUAAGCCCUAUCUGAGUUGGCAGUGCCACAGUAAAACCACAAGUGACUUUGCAUUUAUAACCUCUUCAAGCCUAGUUGCUACAUCGGGACAAUCCAAUGAUAACAGAAAUGUGUGCCUCUGGGACACUUUGGUUUCAUCUGGUAACAGUCUUAUCCAUGCCUUCACUUGUCAUGACCACGGUGCCACAGUACUUCAGUAUGCACCCAAGCAUCAACUGCUAAUUUCUGGAGGUAGGAAGGGAUAUAUCUGCAUCUUUGACAUCAGGCAGAGGCAAAUCCUUUUUACCUUCCAAGCCCACGAGUCAGCUGUUAAGGCCCUUGCCCUGGAUCCUUCUGAGGACUAUUUUGUCACAGGCUCAGCAGAAGGCAACAUGAAGGUGUGGAGACUGACUGGCUACAAUUUAAUUCACUCAUUUAAAAAUGAACACGCAAAGCAGUCCCUUUUCAGAAACAUUGGUGCUGGUGUCACCCAGAUUGAAACUGUGCAAGGCAACCGAAUCUUCUCCUGUGGAGCAGAUGGCACUCUGAAAAUGAGGGUUCUUCCCAAUGCUUUCAAUGUACCUUCAGGCAUUUUUGACAUUCUGUAGCGUUAUGUGAGCUAAUCCUGGUUUUAUAUAAUGUCCCUUUAAGUAGCUAAAAACACAGUGAUAUGCACUGUGGAAAGAAAACGUGUUUCCUUUCAAAGCAGUUACUGCAGCAUUAAGUAUUGUGGGGGAAAAGAUAUUUAAAAAAAA
Messenger RNA from Manacus vitellinus (golden-collared manakin), 9200 nucleotides. RefSeq names its product Dmx like 2 (gene DMXL2). The coding region runs from base 246 to 9053 and encodes 2935 amino acids. Gene Ontology annotation, molecular function: protein binding. The record is from RefSeq and is a predicted model, not a curated record. Gene Ontology annotation, cellular component: RAVE complex. Lineage: Eukaryota; Metazoa; Chordata; Aves; Passeriformes; Pipridae. Gene Ontology annotation, biological process: vacuolar acidification. The transcript is spliced from 42 exons.